GAAUUAUUAAUAAUAUUCCUCUUCAAUUAUCUGAUACUAUCAUUCCUAUUGAUGUAGAAGUAAAUGAUAUCCAAGGUUAUGCUAUAAUUGCUGGAGUCAAUUGGCUUAACAAAGUACAAGGUAUUAUUGAUUUAAAAAGAGGACAAUUUAAAUUUACUUGGGACAACAAAUCUUAUAUUUUACCUAUUACAUAUUGGGAAAAGCCACAAUAUAAUAAUAGCAAACCUAUUUCUUUAAAAAACUCUUCUGAGUCCAAUGACUCAAAUAACCAAACCUCAUCUGCUGAAACUAAUUCUAGUGAAAUUAGUAAGGAUGAAUAUGAAUCAUCAGAUGAUGAACAGAAGGAAUCUAAAGGAUUCUUAGUUAUAGAAAAUUCUGAUGAAAAAUCUAUACUUGAAAUUAAUAAUACCCAAGUUAAAUAUCAAAAUGAAUCUUUCAACAAUUAUAAUUUUUAUUGUAAACAAACUAGUGAUCCUCGAGUUGUAAAAUAUCAUUGUAAUCAACUACAAAAAACAUGUUCAAAAUGUAUACAAGUGAGAGAAACAAUAAGUUGUUUUGCUACUAAGGAGGAUCUUGAGAAAACAAAUCUUUCUUCUAUAAAUAACUUACAAUUAUAG
This is a messenger RNA of Racocetra fulgida, 617 nucleotides long. Lineage: Eukaryota; Fungi; Glomeromycota; Glomeromycetes; Diversisporales; Gigasporaceae. The record is from the annotation of a GenBank genome assembly.